This is a messenger RNA of Lactuca virosa, 1149 nucleotides long. The record is from the annotation of a GenBank genome assembly. NCBI's taxonomy places the organism in Eukaryota, Viridiplantae, Streptophyta, Magnoliopsida, Asterales, Asteraceae.
AUGAAGCCCGAUAUUGAGCAUUUUAAAGUGUUCGGGUGCAUAGGAUAUGUGCAUGUUCACCGCCAAGGAAGAACCAGGUUAGAUGAACGGCGUCAUAUGUGCAUAUUUCUUGGAGAAAGGAAAAAUGGAAGGAAAUUUGCGUUUGUCAGAUUCAGAAAUGUGGUAGAUGUCAAGGAAUUCGAAGGAAGAUUAAAUGGGAUCAAGUUUCAGAACGUACAACUAGUUGUCAACUUAGAGAAGAACAAACGAAAGCCUCCUGAAAUGACACACGGGUUAAGGAACAAAGAGUCAAGAACCAUGAACAGCAAGUCUGUGGCACAGUGGGGUAUGAGAGAUCACAUAUCAUUUGCAGAAGUUAUCAAACCAACGAGACAAGAACCUAAACCUAGGAAUAUUCCUACACCGAUCAUGAUGAGCAAAGUUCAAUAUAUGAACAAAUACUGGACCAGGAACACCAUAGUGAUUGGCGAGGCAAUUUCUUUGACACACCUGAGCAAUCUCCCUUCCCUCCUGACCAUCAUGGAAGGAGAAGACGUUGAAGUUAAAUAUGUUGGUGGGCUAUAUGUGUUGCUUGAAUUUCAUAACUCGGUGAAUGCCAAGACAUUUAUCAACAUGAGUAGUCGAUGGAAGGACUUAUUGAAAUGGGUAAAACUUGGAGAUGAAGCAGAACUUAGAUUUGAAAGGGUUGCAUGGAUUAGACUCGUUGGUUUCUCGUUGAAGCUAUGGGAUGAUAAGAACUUUGUUGCAAUUGCUAACUCAUUUGGGAAGAUAAUUUGGCCCUGCGAUGAGUUCCCACAUCAUGUAGACAUGUCGUUUCCUAAGAUUGGAAUCUUGACAACAAUCCGGAAAUGUAUCAACGAGGAAAUUACGGAGGACGAGGACGACGACGAUGAAGAUGGUGUUUUUUAUACAUGGUUGCCUAACAAUGAUGAAGACAUUGAAGAUGGUGAGAUUGACCCCAACUCUGAGGAACUAAGGAGUGAUGUCGUCCCUACCCCAUCGAAAAAGCCUGCAAAUAACAAUGAGCUGACAAUUAGAGAAACAAACCAGGUGUGUGAAUCUCCGGCAAUGGAACCUCUGGUGAAAGAAGACCAAAAGUCACAAAGGAUUGGAAAUCACAACAAAUCGGAAGAUGUACAGGCGCCUUGA